AUGACCAGUCCCGCGAAAGAAGCGCGGUCUGAGGACGCCCAUGGUGAUGUCCAGGACAUCCCCAUCGCCGAUGUUGAAGAUGAAGAACUUGACCACGAUGGCGACUUUUCCACCGCAGAUCAAACCCCUCUUUCCAUGACCCCUGUUCCCAGCGCAGGAGGCUCCCUGCAAACAAAUUCUAAAGUGAAAAAACCAGAACACACUACACCCACAAAACAGCAACCGCAGCAAUUGACCAAAAUGCCCAUGCAUCUGCUUGAAAAGCGUCGACAGGGGCGUCUCAAAGCAGCAGAACAAUAUGCGCAAAAGAUGAAAACCAUUGGAAUUGAACGCAGAGAUAAUAGUGCCAUUCAUCAAAAUGGUCUUUUCCGCGCUCUGUCGUUGAUUAACCAAAAAAACUACUCUUCUGAUUAUCUCAAGCGGGACGACCAGAUUUUCGCCAUGCGUGAACGGAAAGAGCUCAGAAACGCAACCUCGUCUCAGAAUAAUCCUGAAAAUCCCGUGGAGGACGACGAUCAGGACAGCAUCGAUGAAGAAAGCGAAACCAAUACCAUUGUUAUCCACCCCGGGUCCAAAUCUUUAAAGAUCGGGUUUGCCACAGACGUUUUGCCGCAGUCUAUCCCCAGCUGUGUUGCUAUACCAAGACCCGCAAAUUUCAAAGAUACACCUCCAAUCUUAAAGCCCUUCGACCAAGAGGCGUACCAUGAGGCAAAAGAAAGCAUUCAACAAGAUUUUAAAGAAAGAAUGAGAUAUUACAAACGCAAAAUCAUGCCCAACUCUCACGAGGCUGUUGUAAAUUUCAAUGCCAGGGUCCAGUCCGAAAAAAUUCCCGAACACAACGACCUUCAUAGGGUAGAGUGGAUCCAACAACCCUCAAAAGUAUAUUAUGGAGAGGAGGCUACCAGAUGCUUAUCGUCGCAUUUUAUAGUGAGAAGUCCAUUUUGGAAGGGUAAGUUCAACGUUGAUUCUCCGCAAUAUCAGUCUUUGCAAGAGUUGUUGUCUGACGUCUGCGAACUUUUGAAGUUUGCUCUCAUGCAUCCCAAACUAAACAUAAAAGAGUCUCAAAUUCCCAAUUAUAAAGUAGUUGUGGUGGUACCCGAUGCUUACGAUAAGGCAUACGUCGAAUCGUUCAUACGGCUCCUGUUGAUCGAUUUGAAGUUUCAAGCUGUGGCAAUAUUGCAAGAAUCACUUGCAUCAUGCUAUGGCGCUGGUAUAGGUGACUCCACUUGCGUUGUUGACAUCGGCGCCACCUCUACUAAAAUCGCAUGCGUUGACGAGGGUCUUGUUUUGGAGAACAGCAUUAUAUCAUUGGAUUUUGGCGGAGAUGACGUGACGCGAUUGUUUGCAAAGUUUCUCUUAGAGUCAAAGUUUCCAUACGAGGAUAUUGAUCUGAACAGUCCGCAAGGAUGGACUUUGAUCGAAUCUUUGAAAGAAAAAUAUGCUACUUUCCAAGAUGCCAAUGUAACUAUCCAACUUUACAACUUUUUAAAACGGUUGCCUGGAAAGCCCGGUGCCGAAAAGUUUGAAUUUAAGGUAUUUGAUGAGGUUAUGACUGCUCCCAUGGGCUUAUUUUUCCCCGAAAUCUUCCCGAUUGUGAAAACGCAAGAGCAGGAGGUGAACCGGUACGUUUCAAAACAACUCCCUCGCUCAAAGGAUCUUUUCACCUAUAAGGAUAACAACGUUAAGUCAAUAAGUCAGUAUUCGUGUCAGAAGGAAACGUCUUAUUGUGAUCUCGGUCGUGAUCUCGAUGUUCUGCAAAAGCUUCUGAAUUUACCUUCCGAGAUUGACGAAUAUCAGCAGGCUACUAUAGCCGACCUCACUCCCACUUACACUGCAUUGGAAAAGGCCAUCAUAGAGAGCAUUACAAAUGCCUGCGUGUGCCUCGAUAACAACCACUCGAAAGCAAUGAACUUUUAUUCAAAUAUCUUGGUUGUGGGUGGAAGUUCUAAAUUUCCAAGUUUAGACUUUAUCCUCACGGACCGAAUCAACAUAUGGCGACCACGUCUGCUGAGUGUAAGCACUCUGCCCACCUUUUACGAUAAAAUUGCUAAGCUGGUAAAGGAAUUCGAACAGACAAAUAAGUUGAGCGACAUUAAAGAUCAAGAGGAAAUGGCAGCACAGAAAAAGAAGCUCGCCAAGACCAUUAAAACGGAGCUCCAGUCGUACUGGGAAGACGUCGACGCUCUUGGUGGUAACGAAAGUGUCUUUCCCAUAAACGUUCUGCCUGCUCCUCGAGAAAUGGAUCCAUCGUUACUGACUUGGAAGGGUGGUAGCGUCUUUGCUCGACUUAAACUGAUUGAAGAGCUUUACGUCACUAAUAGCGAUUGGGACAUUUUGGGCAGCAGAAUUCUACAAUACAAAUGCAUUUUCGAUUAUUGA
Lachancea lanzarotensis is the source of this 2379-nucleotide messenger RNA. It is a transcript of the gene ARP8, whose product is annotated as LALA0S01e07690g1_1. NCBI's taxonomy places the organism in Eukaryota, Fungi, Ascomycota, Saccharomycetes, Saccharomycetales, Saccharomycetaceae. Gene Ontology annotation, biological process: double-strand break repair; regulation of DNA-templated transcription. Bases 1 to 2379 code for a protein of 792 amino acids. The transcript has a single exon. Gene Ontology annotation, cellular component: Ino80 complex. The record is from RefSeq and is a predicted model, not a curated record.